UAUCAAUUACUUAGUAAGCGAACCGUUGCAAAGGUGCCAAUAAAUAUAAAAUUUAAUUUAAAGGUUAAAAAAUGUCGUCACUCAUCGUAACAUACUUCCUUGGUUCUAGAGCCUAGUGCUAUAAAUUCCAAAAUAAUGUUACUAACAUUGAAUUUAAGGUGAGGGUCACCUAGUAAUAUAAGGCAUAUCUUUAUAUCACAAGGUAUUUAGAUCUGUUAGCUCCCUCGGUUCAUUAUUACACUUGGCAAGAGGACAGGUGACCGCAAUAAAAUAAUUAUGAUGUUGCUAGUAUAAUAUAAAUAUCAUAUACUAACAGAUUAAUGACAUUCAUAUUCUAUCUACCUUGUUACGAAACAUUGGUUAUUAAGUAAAAAAAUACACAACAUCAAGAAUUUAAAUUCGUGGCUUCAAAUUGUAUCUUUUCCGAGAAGAGCUCUCCUUUUGUCUCUUAAACCUGAAAGCCGUUGCCUACACAAUGUUGCGCACAUAAUGUUUCAUAUCAAAAUAAAUACGUAGCUAUCGUCGUACGUAUCGCGGGUUCACGUAGCUCGCAGCAGCCCUCCCGUCAAGGCGAGGGAGGCAGCGACAACAAUAGUCAUUCGAGUUGAGUCCGCGCGCGAUCGCGCCCGCCUUCACAUUUCUCCGACAUACUAUAAAACAUUCGGAAACGUAUAUCACUUCAGGCAACUCAACAGUUAUUUAAUAAACUCCAUUCAGUUUCCAACAGAAAUUCUAUUCAUAAUUUUUAUAUUCACAUAAAAGUGUAUUUUUAACUUUUGUUCAAGUGUUUUCAGCAGUGUUUAAUGUACCUACAAAAGUUUAAAUAACAAUCGUCAGCCACAUCGAUGCUUGACUGUAGAAACAAGUGCACAUCGUAGAUGACCGCUGUCGUGGCGAUGAGCACCACCACGUCUCCGAAGACAUCGCUGGCUAAACUCGUACUGUAUCCAAAACCGAAGCCUUUCAAGGUUAUGGUUCUUGGCCAAUCAGGGGUUGGGAAAUCAGCGCUCGUGGUGAGAUUCAUUACACGGAGAUUCAUCGGCGAAUACGACCCCAAUUUAGAGAAGAUCUACGCAUUCCAAACCGUUAUUGAUAACGAGAUGGUUUAUUUUGAAAUAUUAGAUUCCGCUGGAGACUCACAUGAAAGUGAAUACGCGAAUCUCGAGAGCAACAUACGAUGGGCCGAGGCGUUCAUACUGAUGUAUUCAGUCACGGACAAGUGUUCCUUCGACGAGUGCCAUCGCCUGAAAUUCCUUAUAAACUACAACAAGAGGAGACGCCGACUCGCUUCCUCUAUGAGGGACAGUGCAAUAGAGACCCCAGUUGUGAUGGUUGGCAACAAGAUCGACCAGGUCGGCGACCGCAUGGUGAGCACGGAGGAGGGUCAGAGACGAAGCAAGGAGAUCGGCUGCGUCUGCUUCCACGAGAUAUCAGUCAGAGAAAGUAUUGAUCAGGUAUGGGGUGUAUUCCGUGAUGCGCGACGGUUCUGGCGCGUCAGCAGUAAGUGGUCUCGGCGUGAUGGUGACCGCCACCCCGCGGCGCUGGGCCGGCCGCUGGCGCGCGCUGCCUCCGACACCACGCCCGAUACUAAUGCUGCACCGCCUUUUUGUCGUCGCUGGACAGAGAUGGAGCUAGACGAAGCUGACGAGGUGUGCGUGGGGCGCAGCGACUCCACCUCCUCAUCAGGCAGGUCGGAGUGCGGAGACGAGUUCAGAGCCCGCGCUAGCACAGACUCCCGCCUGCCACCGCGGCCCGCGAGACCGCGCCAUCCCCUACCGACACGACCCUUCCCCGCCCCCGUCAGAAGAAUGAGCGUCGCCAUGAGAGGGAACAAUGCCAGUACAUACUAAAAAUAAUCAACAAUGUCGUAUUACAACCAUCACAAGACAGGUUUAUAUGUGUAAAACAAGCUACGGAUUUACUCGCUUGCUUUUGGAGGAUGCGACGUGUUCGCUCGUGAAAUAACAAGAAGUAGAAACAGACCGUACUUCUGUACCGUCCAUCUUUUCCCCAAAGGAACUCUAUAAGACAUACUUAAAAAAUCGAAACACUACCAGACGUAGACCCAAAGUCAUGAGUCCAUGAAACAGCGAUAGCUAACUACAACCAAUUUACUACUAUUGGCACCUCUGGCAACUACACUUACCAACACAAUACUAGUGAAAAAUUAAUUAUAAUUAUAGAAAUUUUCAGACCACAACCGAAGACAUAAUUAAAGCAGUUACAUGUUGUAUGGUCCUAAACAUUUAAACGGUGUUAUAGAACAAAAAGAACAGUUUCAUUUCAGUGUUAAUAUUUUCCAAAAACAGCACUAUUCAAUGGCAGUAAGAUACAUUUUUGUCAUUACUGAAGUGCAGCCCACCGUAUCUAUAAAUACUCUAGUAUUAUUACGUGUACAAUUUGAUUAUAGUGCUUAUUGAUAUGUUAAACGUCUGUCUAAACGUGUAUAAUGUUAGACUGUGUCACUUAUACAAGAGCACAUCUUUUAGUUUCAUCCAGACUACGUAACAACAGACCAAAGUAAACUUUAAUUAAUUAAAUAUAUCCUGAACUAAUACAUAGUGUUUCGUGAAAGGCUGUGAAAUGAUUUAAUUUAUUACUUAGUACGACCCAUAUACAAGCCAAAAAGCUAAAGUCAACUUUUUGUUACGAUGUAUGUUUGUCGUCGGUGAAAUAAUUCCUUAGAUAACCUCCUAAUGGAUGCCGUCAGAAGACACGUGCACCAAACAUACAUACAAUGUUCCGAUAAUAAGUCGGUACCAAAACGGUAAGCCUAGCCAAGACUACUCGUAAAAAAUAAGACAACAAAAAUCUGUUUUGCUUUUGAAUAACGAACUAAAAAUUGAAUUUCUUCGAAAGUUUAUACUCUUUAUGAUAUUCUGAAUUUCGGUUAUAGUGUGACCAAAAUUCAUGACAUAUUUGUCAUCUAUACUAAUAUAUAAAGCUGAAGAGUUUGUUUGUUUGUUUGAACGCGCUAAUCUCAGGA
Molecule: messenger RNA, 2986 nt
Organism: Trichoplusia ni (cabbage looper)
Lineage: Eukaryota; Metazoa; Arthropoda; Insecta; Lepidoptera; Noctuidae
Product: ras-related and estrogen-regulated growth inhibitor
Exons: 7
Coding region: 879-1850 (323 amino acids)
Molecular function (GO): GTPase activity; GTP binding
Source: RefSeq, a predicted model, not a curated record